Messenger RNA from Peromyscus eremicus (cactus mouse), 1488 nucleotides. It is a transcript of the gene Ocstamp, whose product is annotated as osteoclast stimulatory transmembrane protein. Bases 1 to 1488 code for a protein of 495 amino acids. The transcript has 3 exons. The record is from RefSeq and is a predicted model, not a curated record. NCBI's taxonomy places the organism in Eukaryota, Metazoa, Chordata, Mammalia, Rodentia, Cricetidae. Gene Ontology annotation, cellular component: membrane.
AUGAGGGACAACAGAGGAGCCACGGAACACCUCCUCAGGUUGGGGUGGAAGUUCUGGCGCUUGGGAAUCUGCAAGGCACUUGUCCCACUGCAGAGGGCCUGGAAAGCCUUCUCCCAGCCUGUCCCAGCCAGCUGCGGUGACCUGCUGAUUCAGCUGCUCCUGUGUGUUUCCCUGGCCAGUGUCACGGCAGGCCUGGUUCAUCACUGGCUGAUCUCUUCACAGCUUUAUCCUCGGGGACCCCCUGCCCUGGUGACCACUGUCUGUGGUCUCCUAGUCUUCCUGAGCCUGGCCCUGGUGCCCCCCAUACGCUGCCUAUUUGCACUCAGCGUGCCUACCCUGGGCUCUGAGCAGGGCCGCCGGCUGCUCCUGUCCUACAGUGUAGCCAACCUGGCUGUCGCUGUGGUGCCAAAUGUCUUAGCCAAUGUGGGUGCCGCUGGGCGAGUGCUGAGCUGUGUUACUAAGGGCUCGUUGGAGAGUCUGCUUAACACCACUUACCAGCUGCGCCUGGCAUCCCAGGCACUGGGCUCAGUCGGCCAUGCCGGUGGCCGGAGCCUGGCGUUUGAGGCACAGGGCAACGGUUCAGUCUUCCGCCUUCACAUGCGCAUGGUCACUCAGCAGAUCCUGGAGGACUUCUCUGGCCUGGAGUUCCUGGCUCAGGCAGCCCUGGGGAUUCAGCGGCUAGUCACCGGGCUGUUUAUGCUGGGCCUCCUGGGCGAGUCUGCCUGGUACCUUCACCGCUACCUCACUGACCUGCGCUUCGACAAUAUCUAUGCCACUCGGCAGCUGGUUCGGCAGCUGGCCCAGGCUGGUGCCACACAUCUGCUGGCCUCUCCACCUCCCUGGCUGCUCCAAGCCGCCCAGCCAAAGCUGUCGCACGAGGAAUUGCUGAGCUGUCCCCUAAGGCUGGGACAACUGACACUGCUCCUAGUAGCUACGGCUGUGACAGUGGCCACAGACUAUGGGGCCUUCCUCCUGGCGCAGGCAGCUGUGGCCUGGGCUCAGAAGUUGCCCACUGUCCCCAUCACACUCACGGUGAAGUAUGACGCCUCCUAUAAACUCCUAGAUUUCAUCCACUUCGUCCUCAACCAGCCUCCGGUGGAGAGCGUGUUUGCCUCGGCACAGCGCUCAUUUCAGUGGGAGCUGUACUCACUGCCCCACGACUGCCACCUGCCUCGGGCUCAGCCGCCCCGAGUCACUGCCGCGCUGGCUGCGGGCGCCCUGCAGCUGCUGGCCGGUGCCACCUUAGUGCUGCAGGCCUACGCUUGGCGCCUGCGGCACGCCAUCGCCGCUUCCUUCUUCCCGGCCCAGGAAGCCAGGAGGGUUAGCCACUUGAAGGACCGACUCCAGAGGAGACACGACCGGAGUGACCGCCUGGACAGACAGGCCUGCACCAUGGGCACCUGGGAACCCAGGGAACCCGUGCAGGGGACGAGAGCUCCGGAGUCACAGGGACCUCAGUCGCUUGGCCCCUCUUUGGCCUCCGUGUGA